Molecule: messenger RNA, 429 nt
Organism: Emiliania huxleyi CCMP1516
Lineage: Eukaryota; Haptophyta; Isochrysidales; Noelaerhabdaceae
Exons: 2
Coding region: 1-429 (142 amino acids)
Molecular function (GO): serine-type endopeptidase inhibitor activity
Source: RefSeq, a predicted model, not a curated record
AUGUCCUCGAACUGGGAGAAGGCGUUCUCAGCCACGCCACCAGGAUGUGAGGGCGCCGCCUGGAAGCGCAUCGUCAUCCACCUCGAGGCGCUCCCCGAUGAGGGGGCUGCCAAGCUCGAGUUCACGGUGGGAAAAUACCUGGAGACGGACGGGGUAAACAGAGUCCGCUUGUCUGGCUCUGUGGAGGAGAAGACUUUGCAAGGGUGGGGCUACCACUACUAUGUCGCGACGUCUGACGGCGCGGCGGCAUCGACGCGCAUGGCUCCGCUCGGCGACUCACCGCCGAGUCUCCAGUUCGUUGGCAUGCAGCCGCUGCUCGUGCGCUACAACAGCCGCCUACCCUGCGUGGUGUACGUGCCCGAGGGAUUCGCCGUCCGGUACCGCUUAUGGAAGGCUGAGCCCGAUUCUCAUGAGGCCCAGGAGGGAUGA